GUGAAUCUCGCCUGCAUAGGGUCGAGUCGCUCUUGGCGCAAGUUAUGGAAGAGAACAAGUUGUUGAAGGUCAUGAGCAUUUUAAUGUCGCUGCUGCGCUGGGUGUACAGUCUGGUCAGCCAAGAUGAUGAUGCCGUGUCGGAUGUUGAAAUUGAUGGAUCUUGGCUUGUGAGUGCCAUUACUAGCGCGUCGGAGGAGUUGGUCGAGGGGAGAAGGAUUAAGGUUGAUUUAGCCAGUGGCGAGGUUAUUCUUCCGGCGGGUUAUUUGGUUGAGCUUGGGUAUGCAAUUACCUGGAAGCGGAAAGAAUGUAAGAUUAGGAGGUUGGGCUACAACUACUGGGGGAGUACGAGGCUACGGGCCUGCGGGGUACAAGGUCUCACUGCGAGGGAUCAGCUGUUUUUCCUGCGUGCCAUGUUUCCCUCGGUUCCGGAAGAGUUGCUGCCGGUGCUAUGCUUGACCUCGAGCGUAAAGGCUGCGCGUGAGCUGAGUGGUGACGGUGGCUUGAGUGAAGCGGAUGAUGGUUGUAAAGAAGAGGCUGGUCCUCAGGAGCCACCAAGUGACAUCAAUGAUCCUCGGUUGGUUGAAGCCUACGAUCUUAAUGUUGCGGAAUUGUCUAUGGUAGGACAGAAGCCGGAUGAUGUGGUAAAGGACCUGGAUGAACUGCAGUGUUUGUUUGAUCCCUCCGAGAUUGUGGAUGAUUUCGUUGGUGUUAAGGUUGUUGAUAGGCCGGAGAAGAUGAUGUCAGAGAUCUUAAUUGUGCUGAGGGCGAGUCUGAGUACGAGGUCCUACAAACGUGUGUCGGACUCCUGCCUCCAGCGCGUCGAAUUGUGCAAAACGAAAGAGGUCGUGCUGUCCUUUGUGGACUUAUGGGAUUUGGUGAAUGCCCCUGGUUUUCCCAUCAUUGUUAGGGCUGUAGGAACCUUUAAGGGUGGAGGUCUGUGGCUGGAAGGUAAGGUAUCCUGUGAGGAUUCCGAGGCUUUGAAAUUAAGCUCUGUGUGCUGUGAGCUGGAUGGUGAACUCCAGACUGAUGGGUUCUACAGUAAGGAGAUGUGGGAUGUAGAGUUUCCUUGUGAAGUCCUUGAUCGCGAGGGGCGAUCCUUUGCUAUCCAAGAACAUUUUGAUGCAGCGUGUCUGUGUAAGACUUUGUCCAGGGAGCUUAGUGGCCCGGAGAGUAACUAUGAGAUAACUGAAUUCCUUGGGGAGCUCAAGAUUGCUGAGGAUCGCAGAGAAUGGUAUGAGGGCAUCUUGUGGAGUGGGUAUCUUGAGUCGCCUCAUGUGUUAGUGAAGGCUCUGAACCGUGAUAUUCCUAUCUGUGAGGAAGAACCGAUGCCUGCCGCCGAGGUGUUUCUGCAAACCAGGCUGUCGAAAGAAUCAAUGUUUCUGAUCUUGAAGAAUUGGCAAGAGGUGGUAGGACUGACGGUGCGGAUUGUGUUGGCUUUUGCUGCCUACCAUGGUUGGGCCUCGUUAAGUUUCGGGAUAAAACUCUUCAUGCACUAA
Symbiodinium necroappetens is the source of this 1496-nucleotide messenger RNA. The record is from the annotation of a GenBank genome assembly. Lineage: Eukaryota; Dinophyceae; Suessiales; Symbiodiniaceae.